Lymnaea stagnalis (great pond snail) is the source of this 16206-nucleotide messenger RNA. NCBI's taxonomy places the organism in Eukaryota, Metazoa, Mollusca, Gastropoda, Lymnaeidae. The record is from the annotation of a GenBank genome assembly.
AGUUUAAACAAGCCGCUGUAGACGGGAAACGCGUAAACAGGUGAGCCGCAAUUUCAAUGAACUUCAUCUCAUUCUCGUACGAAUUUUGGUUCUCUUAUUAAUCUAAGACAAAACGCGCAUGGCCAUUAAUCAAAAAAUGUAUUUAUAAUCUUUUAUUAAUAUCUAACUUUACUUUUUACCCAGUUUGGCUGCGUCUGAAUCUUAAUUAUGAGGCCAUGUUUACGGGGUUUUAAAAAUAAAAACUACUUUAUAGUUUAUAAUUUAUACCUAGUACAAGGAACAAGGGCGUCAGUCACUGAGUCAGUAUCAUGAGUAUGUAAUGUCUCAUGAUGUACCUACAUGCAUCAGUUUCUCUAAAAUAACUAUCAUUAUCUUGCAGAAAUCAAAGCCUCGAUCUAGCUAUCCAUCUGCUAUGAAUAAUGAAUGUAUAGACAAUUUGGCUACAUCCGAGGAUGGCUGCCACGGCCUCUUUUGUGUGUUUUAUAUUUUAGUUGCAGUGAAUUAAGGUUUAAGUUAGGUUGAGGGAUCGAUUUAGGGUUCAGGUUAGGCAUAGGGAUCGAUUUAGGGUUCAGGUUAGGCAUAGAGAUCGAUUUAGGGAUACAUUCGUGAAAUUUGAUAAAAUUAUUAAAAGAGGCAGGCAUCCCCAUUGUUUACCUACAAUUUAAUAUUGUUGGGAUUUGCUCGAACUCCAGUAAAUUUAGGCCUAAUUAAAGUGGACCUCUUAGACAACUUACUGCUUAAACUUAAUGAUAAAAAACUCUACUCAGACAUAUUUAUUUUAUUAAGGAGACACCCGAAAAACACAUUAAAUUAAAUUUUGCAAUACCAAGCUGCCUUUUUUAUAAAAAUUUCUUAUCAAAUUUAAACUCAUUUUAAUUUGGUUAAUUUUCAGUGAAAAAUUGUAAAGAUCAUGGAUGAUUAUUCAAAGAUUGAGAAAAUUGGCGAAGGUGAGUACAUAGUUUUAUUAGUCUGCAACAUUUUAUCAAUUCCAUCCAGUUCACCUUAUUUGCAGUGACCAGAUUUCACUGGAGCUAACUAGGGUUGGGGUGAGGAAGCCCCUCUUUCUCCUCAAAGUAAGACAUGCUUUCAUGAAGAGUAAAGAUCAAAUUCAUUGGUGUUCAGGUAUAUAGUAUAGUAUAGCAUACUGUAUGCUAGGAACAUGCCGGUACCGAUUUCUUUAUGUUGUGUUAAUCAGGCAUAGCAAAUGACAUAUUUGUGUACAAUAAAGUCUAAGUUUAAAAGUCCAGAAGUUUUUUGGUUAGAAUUUAUUAAUGCUUUCUGAGGUUGAACCUGUCACUUUUUCAAUGUUCAUUAUUCAUAAAAGGAAAAACAGCUAGUCAGUGAGUUACUAACUAGUGAAUUGUAAUUAAUUUCAUAAUCAUGACACACUAAUAUUUCUAAGAUGAUUAGAUAGCUCUCAGGGCAUCAGGAGAUUUAAUAACACAUUAUAAAAUUUGUCACAUGAUUCACUGGAAUUGCAAUUGACAACCAGCGUAUAUUUCAUUGCAUUGACUUUGAGUUGCGAUUUAGCUGGUAUUCACAUGGUGUUAACCCUUCUAGUACUGACCUACUUUUUUGCUAUGUACAGCUUCAGUACCAACUACUAUUUUGCUAAUUAUUCCCUCUAGCCCAGACAUUAUUUGUAAUGAGCCAAAAUUUUAUAGGUUUGAAAAUUAUUUUGUUUUAAACAAUUGAUAUAACAUGUAGAUAAUUAUCUGUUCAGAAAUGGAUAAGGUGUUAAAAAUAUUAAUGUUUUUUUUGUUCAAAUUUUUCAUUUGCAAUGGCACACUAGGGGGGAUUGUGUGGAUAGCAGUGUCCAGUCGAUCUUCAUACGUUGGCACCUGGCCUACAAUCUGUCAAACCUACAGGUUCCUGUAGGUGUAAAUUUUGAGCUAUAGUAGGCCUAUUUCCUUCAGUAAUUUCACCCCCACUCCCUUUUUUUUUUUUUUUUUUUUUUUUUUUUUUUUUUUUUUUUUUUUUUUUUUUUUUUUUUUUUUUUUUUUUUUUUUUUUUUUUUUUUUUUUUUUUUUUUUGUACAUCAGAAUCAUCUAAUCCCAAUUAAAGCUCAAUAAUAGUUCCAGAACAAAAGGUUUCAUCAAGUGAGCCUAAGUCGCCAUCACCAAUAAAUAGAGAUCCGCACACACAAAAAAACUCAGUAAUUGGUCGAUUUUCAUAAUUUUAAAAGGCAAAAUAAAAUUAGACUAAUAAAAAAACAAAAACGAAUAAAUGUUCUGCUCGAGACUGGUAAAAGGUUAUAUCCUCGUUUUUGUGUGUUUAUAUUAGAUACUGCUCUAUGUGGCAAAUAGAUGCGCUUGGGCCACAGGGGAAAAAGUAGGUCACUGCAAAAAGACACGUCCGGUACUGUAAGCAGACCUGAAAAGGAGACACUCUGCUGCUGAUUGAAUAGAAUUGCGAACAGUGUGUGCUACACAUCCAAGGACUUAAUGACUCAUUGUUUCAUUUAGUUUGCAAUAUAUAUUGUUUUUCCCCUUCUCUCUGCAUCACCAAACUUUGUAUUGGCAUUAUGGGCAAAUAAAGUUUCUAUGAAAGCUGAUGUGAUUCCAGAGUUUCCAUAAUAUAUUGGUGCUGUAGAGCAGAUUUUUCUGCAGGUAAAUCUUUAAAUUCAAUGCUUUUUACUUUAAUUCCUGUUGAUGGCAAAAAAUAGUGAACAAGUAUAGAAAAAAUGUUCAACCUCUUAUGAUUGGGUUCAUCGAUGAACAUAAACAUUUGCAUUUUCCAGCUUAUCUUUCAAACUUUUCAUUGCAAGGAGUGAGAAAACUUUCACAACAAUUGCUUCUGUCUAUGUUCUUGCACAAGUAAAAUUUGCUUCUAAAGUUUUUUAUCAGCUUUGCGGUACAGUCCAUGGAACGGAUAUUGUGGUUGUGACUGACUGUGUGGUAUGUCAUAGUAUUUUCAUUUUUUCGACAAUUUACAUUUAUAAAUAACUCUGUAUAACUUUUUGAAGACACACUUGCACCUACUGCUCUUGUGUGCCUGUCUGUACACCAAGUGGUUAGAAAUAUCUGUAUCUGCCGUUAUGUGCUACAGAAAAUACGACAUAUUGCACCAUGCGCCUGAUUCACUCUGUGUUUGUGUUUAAGCAAGGAUAUUUUUUCUGUAGAGUCUCAUUAAAUUGGCAUUCUCUUUUCUGGCAUCCUAUCCUGCACAUACAUGUGCAUGUCCCAACUCCAAAAAAUGGAAAAGCAAACCAAAUUUCAAACGGGCAAAGGUAAAAGCAAUGUCACUCUGAAAGAAAACAACUAAGACAUAAUUUGCAGACAGUACAGAAUACAGUUAGUGUGUACUGCAGGGUUGAACUUACAUUUCAAAAGAAAAAUAAUAAAGUUUGUCAGUCCUUUCAGCUUUGUCGUAUAAAAUUAAGUUUAAUUGAAUAUUGUUCAGGUCAAACGACAUAAUGGUAAGUGAUCAACCUUUAUGAAGGUGAGAGUGGGCCUAUUGGCUAAUCUUAUGUACGAGGACAAAACAUGUCUUGUCACUUGUAAGAAUGUAAUGAUCUCUAUGAAACAGCAACCAAUGCAUGGCCAAUAUUAUCCAACUAUCCAUUCACUUCCGCCUUUGGCCCCACCUUCCGUAAUUUCCAUGCUGCAAAAUUUCCACCAGUAGACGUAAGACUCAGAAGGUCAACUAACCAUCUGACGUCAUAAUGGGCAGAAAAGUAUGAGCUGGCAUCAAAAUGGGUUGAGUGAAAAGUAAGCAGUUCAUCGGAAAAUAUCACAUGCCGGACAUUUUCUGACCUUUUGAGGAUGGCAUGAUAUGUGAUGCAAAAAUAAUGACUUUCCUAGGUAAACUAGGACUUCUUCUCACCGUACCUUAGUCACUAUAGCCUUUGUUACCUAUAAAAGUAUUGUUGAAACAAGAUAACAAUUAUAUUUUUAGCCUAUGGGCCUUAAACGUAGUUUAUUUAAUUUUGAUUCUCCUGCUAACUACUCUAGACUCUAUUCUGUUCAAUUUGUCAAUAGGCCUCUUAGUUCUAAUGUCUAUUAGGGAAAAUGUCUGUUUCCCUCGAUUUCCAUGAUGGUGGGCAUGUCAUUGCAACUAAGAUAGUGGUGUAUAUAUUUUAAAAAACUUAGUGCGAAAACACUUCUGCUUAAAUGGGGAGGGGAAGGAGAGAGAAUGUGGUGUUUUAGCUACUUGCAGAGCGAAACAAAAAUUAGGGAAAAAAAGCGCUAAAAUUUAAUGAAAUAAAAAAAAUUUAGAAAUACUUUCAAUCCUAAAAUUUACUACCUUAAAGUCAGUGACUCCCAACACAAGAGUUCCCCCCUUUAAAUUUAGUCUCUCUUCUUCCCCAAAUUUUAUUCCCUUUCUCCCCCCCCCCCCCCCCCCAACUUUAGCGUAUAUCUUUUUACCUAAAAUCUAUGGCCUAACGUGAACCCUAAAAUAGAGUUUUUAUGUGCUACACUAAGAAAAUCGUAAUUUUGAAUCAAAAGAUAAAAUCAUUUUUUAAAUAUUAAAAAUAUGAAAACCCAAAUAACGGUUUCAUUGAAUGUUUUUUUUACACACUUUAUUGCAGAUUCCACCUAAAAUAAAACCCUAUGUUGUCAGAAAAAUCAAUAUAGUAAUAAAAAAAAAAAUGAUUAAAGCUGGGAAAAAAGAGAAAAAAUAACUAAUAUAUAAAAGUAACAAAAGGUAGAGAAACCUACACAGAAAGUCAAAGUGUCGUGCCAGACAUUAACCUUCUAAUUGUCCUGCAAAUAGGCACACAUUUUUGAAGUGUUUGAAUGGCUUGCUGAUUAUUUUUUAUUUUAAUAAAUUUCAUUAAAGCCACCUGGGAGCAAUUAAAUGACUUCCAGGCAUAUCACAAAAAUGGAAAUUAAUUAUAAUUAUUGUUUAAAAGUUAUUUUUAACUUUUUUUUUUACUUAUGCACUUUUGUUUUAACAGGUACCUAUGGUGUUGUUUAUAAAGGCAGACACAAGAAAAGUAACCGUUUGGUAGCAUUAAAAAAAAUUCGACUUGAAUCUGAAGAAGAAGGAGUGCCGUCAACUGCCAUUAGAGAAAUUUCAUUGUUAAAGGAGUUGCAGCAUCCAAAUAUAGUUUCGUAAGUAGUUUAUGUGCUUGAAUUGUAACAAAAUAUAUUUGUCAGGGAAUCAUCAGGAUUGGCAAAUAUUAUCCAGAAAUGAAUGAGUAUAGCAAGACUAUUAAUAUAUAUAUAUUAAAAAUCUUAUGAGAUGAUGUGUAUGUCUGUAUUUUAAAACAUAGUGUUCCCAAUAUCUUAGUAAUGUAGUACUUGGUGCAAACAUUAAUAUGGAUUGAAUUAUAAGAAAGGAUAUUAAUCUAUUACUUGUUUUUUUAAAUCCAUUAUUGUUAAUUUAAAAAAAAUAACAUUGAAUUUGGUUCAAUUUAAUGUUACUUACACACACACAAAAAAAGAGAAUGCUAAAUUACAAAAGUUUGAUUACAUAUAUGGUGUUGUAGGUGCCAGUUUUUGAUAUGUGUCUGAUCUUAUCCAAACUGUCAGUGAAGAAUGUAGAAAUUUGAUAUUUGUUAGAAUCACAUAAAGCUACAUAUUUUUCAGGAAAAAAGGCUAAUUUAAGCAGAUUUUGUCAGUUCCUAACCGAAUUUAUGUUAUGAAAGAAAGGGUUUAUUUAAUAUCAAAUAUAAUUGGGGGGGGGGGGGGUGAUUUCUUUAAAUUUUUAAACUUUUAUAUCAUCUCAAUCUCCUACAAAUUUUUUGGCAAAGUAAUGAUGCCUUUUAAAAUAUGACUUCUAUUUUUUUUUUUUAUGUAGCCGAGUGGUGACAUGGCUUACAAUCACAAUAAAACAAUCAGGUCUGAGAACUAUAGCUUUUUAAUUUAAGGUACAAUCCGUUGAUAGACCCGACACAUCCGUUCCACAUCAGAAUCUCAAAUGUACACACUCCAAGUCCCAGUUUGCCCCCCUUCCGGUUUAAAUUUAAAUCACCCGCCUUAUAAUGCCCACAGUCACAGGGAACCCGCGACCCGAGCUGACCAUGGGUCAACCCCGGGGCAGGGAUGGUUAUUCCCAUGUGUAAAUAACUAAACAUAAAUUUUAAGCCCAGUACCCAGCUGUGUGUUACUUUAAAUGACCAUGGAUGUGUAAUGGCUUGGGGUUACCCUCAGCAGUCUCACUAUGACUAUGAGAGUGGAUUCUCUUAUUCCUGACUGUUGCAUACUGCUGCAUAUAAAAUGUUACCUAAAUGCAGUUGCAAAUAGAGGCACAUUGCCACAUAAAUGAAUUUAUAAAGAGAACUGUAUAAUUGAGGAAAUAAAGAUGUUACAUAUUUCAUAAAAUAUGUCUUGUGUUUUGUUUUUUAGAUUAGAAGAUGUCCUGAUGCAAGAGAACAAACUUUACCUGGUCUUUGAAUUUCUUUCUAUGGAUCUGAAAAAAUAUUUAGACAGUAUUCCUCCAGGAAAUUUUAUGGAUCCCAUGCUUGUAAAGGUACUUGCAUUGUAUUAAAUGUACAUUUCAGCGUCAAAUAUAAGGUGGAGAGUGUGCAGUUAGGUGGAAUUUGAAGGAAAUAAGGGAAACUAAGUAUGGGAAAACCUGAAAAAAGACAUAACAAAACAGCAAACGUAUUGACAAGAAGCCUUCUUCAGUGAACAAGCAACAGAAUCAAUAAUCUUACAAUAACUGCAAACUGGAAAUUUGAUUGAAAGAAGUUUGGUUGAAUCUUUUUUUCAGUUCACAAGUUAAAACUGUUGUCAAAUUUUUGUUUGAACGCACUAUACUAUAUAGUAACACAGAAUAAUGCGUUCAAAAAGAAGUGUAGCUUCAAAACAAUUUUUAAAUAGUUUUCCUUUUUCCGGAAUCAAAGUACUUGCAUAUAAUAAAAUCCAAAUUUGUGGGCUGAUAUCAUCGGAUUUAUCAUAAAUGUAAAAAGGAAAAUGUCCAGUCUAAUCUAAUGUCCGACCCUUGUCUUUUAAAAUUUUCAUGGCUUUGAUUUUGCUUCACUCAUUUAUUUUUUCAAAAAUAUUUUCUUAAUAUUGUUAAUGACCCAAAUAAUUAUUGUUCUAUUAAAGUUAAAUAGUUUAAAAACAAGCUUGUGCUAUUUAUCAAAUUAAUUUUCAGCCAACAUAUUUUUACUAUCAGGUCCCGGUCCCCCGGCACUAAGAGAGCCAAAUCUUUAUAUUUUACAGUCUGAGUCUUCUAACUUUAGGUUGGAUAACGAAAAAAAAAUUUAAAUAUUCCCUUGAACAUCUGUUGAAAAGCACCAAAGAUGGAGCUUUUUAUAUGAAAUAAAAUUAGGGCCCCCAUGCAAAAAAAAGAUGUGCAUGUGUAUUAUUUGUUAGAAAUCCAUCAAUAUUUUAAAGGGAUUAUGAAAGUAUGUUUGGCCUAGAUGCAAUAAUUUACGUAGAAGUAUGUAUUGUAACAUAAGGCUUAAUGUACAGCUUAGGCUAUUAAAAAGAAAAUAUAUUGUAGAACACUUCAAAUAUAUCUAUAAAACCAAUUUUAAAAUAUUUUAUUUAAAGGAAAUUUAUAGCAUUACAAAAACAUAAUACAGGACAUUUAUAUAACUUUUAAACCCUUAUAAAAAAUUGAACAUUCUAGAACUAGAACAGUGGUUCUUAACCUGGGUUCGAUCGAACCCCAGGGGUUCGGGGAGUCAGUCUCUGGGGUUCGGCAGAGGUCCAAACAAUUUUUUUUUAAAAAUAUUUUAUUUUUCCUAUUAAGAAGGGUUCGGUGAAUGUGCAUAUGAAACUGGUGGGUUCAGUACCCCCAAAAAGGUUAAGAACCACUGAACUAGUAUAAGAUGGAAACGUUUAAUGUUCAUUACAUAGCUGUCAGUACAAAAUCUAGAGAGAAACCAGACCUGUUUACCCUCAAACUCUUAAAUUUGUACAAUAUAAUCACAAAAUCGUUCACUACAUUAUGUUAAAUGUAAAAAAUAAAUAUAUAUAAUGUAUACACCUCAAAUUCGUACAUUGUACGUUAAAAUCGUAAGAGUAAACAGGUCUGGAGAAACUUAUUCUGAGGGGCGUUUAAAAAGCUAAUAAUGAAUUUAUAAUAUAUAAAUAUUUUUAUAUAAAAGAGGGACAUCAUUAUGGAAUGAAUUUUUUCCUUAUGUAACAAAUUUUGCAUUUGAGACAUUGUUAUACUCAUAAGUGCUCUCACCCAUUUAGUGACAGAUUUCCCAAAUGCUGAUUUGGGUAUAAAUCAGAAAACUAAUUCUCCCUUCCCCACAAUCUACUAUAUUAAGUUGAUAAUAAAAAUAAAUAUAAGAACCCCCAGGACUGUAACGGUAAACCCCUAGGUAUGUCAAAGCCCCCUUUUUGCAUGUCCCUAAACUGAUAAAUCUAAUCGAAUGUUUAAACCACACAAUGAACUGUAGUGCCGUAAAAUGGUACAACACUUAUUUCUGUGUAUUUACAUUUAAAGAAUGUGUUCGUAUCAAAUGGCUAAUCUUUUGUUGAAAUAAAUUAUUUCAAAUUUUGUUUGUAAGCCCACUGUUCUAAGCGAACAUAGAAUAAAGCUUUGUUUAAAUACAUUUCCAAACAAAAGCGCACCAUAAACGUAAAGGGGCACCAUUCUGAAAAAAGUCUUAUUAAAAAUGCUUACACCAUAAUUGAAGUCAAUAGGCAUUGCAAAAUAAUAUUUUACCCUCUACAUUUUACACUUUUUUUAAUUACAGAUUAUGGGAUUAUGAACAAACUUUACAAGAAUCAUCUAUAGGUCAGGAGGAAUGACCAUGUUAAAUUUAGUUGCGAUCCAUUGUUGAGUUUUCUUGUGAUUAACAGACAGACAGUCAUACUGAGCUUUAUAUAGUAGAUUAAGAUAGUUGUACUCUUGUCAUUAUCAAUUUAAAGACAUUUACAGAAAAUGUGUACAAUUUUAACAAAAAACAAUCCAAUUUUUGGAAGACCUUGUUGGCCUCAAUCAGUUUAGGUAGAAGGAAAAAAUGUAGAAUACGGUAUGGGAAAACCUGAAAAAACACUUACCAGGUAUCAUCAAAAGCAAUACUAGUUAUACACUACACAUAGUAACCCUUAUUUGGUAUCAUAGAGGAUUUGCUUUACAAAAUGGGGAUUUCUACUACCACUACCAGUUUGGUUUUCUUGCUUUUCCUAUCACUAUUAGUUUAAAAGAUUUAUUUAGAUCAAUCUGCAAAUCUAUAAAUGUUCGGACUGUUAGAGGAUCAUGUCAGCAAUGAGUAAUAAUCAACAUAGUUUAUCAAGUUGUUAAAUUUUGUUACAAAACAAUUGUUUAUUGUUGUCAUUAUUGUGCUAUUUUAUGAAGUAUUUAUUUUUUAAAGUUUUUAGCUUCUCAUGCAAAUAAUAAUAUGAAAUUGUUUAAUGCAUCAUGCAAAAUAAACAUUUAUUAUUAUUUUGCAGAGUUACUUAUACCAGAUCACAGAAGCUAUUUUGUUCUGUCACAAACGUCGAGUACUCCAUAGAGAUCUCAAACCUCAGAACUUGCUAAUCAAUGAUAAUGGUGUGAUCAAACUGGCUGACUUUGGCCUUGCAAGAGCUUUUGGUAUUCCAGUGCGUGUUUAUACCCACGAGGUAAUUUCUUUUGAAAAUUUCAGAAUUAAUCAUAGUUAUUAUAAGAAGUUUACCGCAAUUGUAAAGCAACACAGUAUUAACGGUGUCCUUCAUAUUUCGUAGGUUGUAACUUUGUGGUACAGGGCACCAGAAAUUUUAUUGGGAUCUCAACGUUAUUCUGUUCCUGCUGACAUCUGGAGCAUUGGGUGUAUUUUUGCUGAAAUGGUUACUAGACGUCCGUUGUUUCAUGGUGACUCUGAAAUUGACCAACUUUUCCGUAUAUUCAGGUAGUCUAAUUUAAAUUUUCUAAUUUAUAUGGUAUUGCCACUUAGAUUAAAUUUAUAGUUGUUUUUUUUCUCCUGAUGUCCAUUUCUUAUCAAGUUUAAAGACUUGAAUUUCACUUUUCUUUAUUCCUUUUAAAACAUCUGCUUUUAUCAGUUAAGUUUAAGUAAGACUAAUGCAGAUUUUUUUUGUUUUGGUUGAGAAAGUUUAAAAAAAUUGUUUAUGUCCCAACAGAACUUUAACCACACCAACAGAAGAAACCUGGCCAGGUGUGUCACAGCUCCCUGACUUUAAACCUUCAUUUCCCCAUUGGAAAACAAAUCAGCUUGCAUCAAGCGUUAAACAGCUUGAUCCCCUUGGCUUGGAACUUUUGCAGGUGGGUCAUAUAAAUUUUUAUCUUUUAUGUAAUAGGUACUGUAUGAUCUAUCUUGACAGCAUAUAUUAAAUAUACUAUUUAUAUAUACACUAAAUUUAGUGAAAUUUUUAUAUUAAACAAGCUCCAUAUGGGUUUUUUAAAAGACAAGAAUUAUGUAGAUGAUAAUUUAGUUCGGAUGGAUGAGGGAGGCUGAAACUUUAACACUUUUUUAUCUCAUUUCUAUUCCUUUAUCAAGUAUAUACACUUCUCUUAAGAAUAAAAAAUGUAAAUUAGAAUUUGUGUCAAAACUCACUUGAUCUGCCUUAAUAAAACCUUUUAAAAUUCAAUAGCAAUUUGUCUGUCAAGAAGUACAUUUAGCUGGUCAUGCUCUGAAUAUUUAAUUUUUAGUGGGAUCUGAUUACAGAAAAAUUGAAGCAUUCAACGUUUAGUUUAUUAUACUGAACUUGUGAGAAAGUAUAAAUAAGGCUUUAAAUAUAAAAAAAAAAAAAUUAAUUCUUUAAAUAUAUAUACACAUAUGAAGACCUCAAGGGAAAAAACGGCAGAGUCCAUUUUUAAUUUUUUUGAGUUAUCACCCCUGACUUAUAGCUAGUUAAAAAUAGAAGGUGCUGAAUUAAGUUUAAAGGAGAAAAAAUGGGCAAGUCCAUAAGAAAAAUGGAAACGAAAAAUCCGUAUACAAUGGAAAAAGAAGCAGAGUCCAAUGUUUACAAUGGAAAAAGGGGCUAAGUCACUAUUAUCACGUGACAUUUGAAGUCACGUGAUUUAAAGGUCCAAUGAGAGAUAGCUAUAGUGUAAACAAAAUUUAAAGAUGGCGACCGAUUCGCUCAGCUGACCGACAAACCGACGAAAAAGUUAACUGACAGACCUGAAUUUUUUUAAUUUCCUACCACAAGAAAACAAAACAAAUUAACAUAAGCACGAUAAAUUGGACUUAAAACAUUAACAAAAAUAAAAUUUGUAUUUUUAAAUCGCAUUUUACCCUUGUUUUGUUAUGUUCAGUUAAUUAAUGUGUGUAUCCGUCUUGUCUCUUUCGCUGUCGCUCUAGUCAAGUCUAGUCUAUCACUUUUUGUUGCAUGUCUGUGUCUCUCCUUGUCAGUCUAUCUCAGUUAGUUUGUAUAUCUCUCUCCCUUUCGCUCUAACUCUGUGUCUGACUCCCCCUGAACUCUUUAUCUUCGAGUGUCUGUCUUGUUAUCUCUGUCUGUUACUCUUUACUGACUUUACUCUUAAACUUAAGUUCAUACAGUUACAGCUACUGCUAGAGGAAAAAAAACUAAUAUAUGGCCAAAAUUGUAAGAAGCACAUCAGAAACUUAGAAAGUAUGAUUUUAAAUCUGAUUUUCAGGUUAAAUUCUAAAUAAAAUAUUUUUUUAAUGAUAGUUAUAGGCAUGAUAGAUAUUCUUAUUUUAAUAGUUUAAACAAAAAUAAUUUGCCUCAGGCAGGGGUCAUUCGUAAAUUACAUCACGUUAAAAAUAAACUUUUUAGACACCCCCUCCCCUUGUCACGAAAUUUCACAAAUUCUCCCCCUCCCCCCUUGUCACAUCACCUAAAAAAACUCAAAACAUACAUAAAAUUUUCAUAACUAAACUAAGAUAUUAUUUUAUUCUUCAACAUUUUCCCAUAAUGCAGCAGUUCUAAACCUGUGGGUGGCGACCCCUUUAUGGGUCGAAUGACUCCUUUAAAGGUGUCACAUAAGACAAUCGGCAAAUGCAUAUCCUCUACAGUUAUGAAGUACUAACGAAAAUAGUUUUAUGGUUGAGGGUCGCCACAACAUGAGGAACUGCAUUCAAGGGUCGCGGCAUUAAGAAGGUGGAGAACCACUGCUAUAAUGAUAAGAUGCAGUAUUACUAGAAAACCGAGUUUCAUGGUACCAUACUAUAAUACCUGAGGCAAAGUUGACCUCAAAUUAAUGUUUUAAAAAUCAAUUAAAUUAUGAUUUAUUUUAAAUAGAUAUUUAGCAAUGAUCAAACCUUGAUAAAUUACUACAAGGGAAAAAACGGCAGAGUCCAUUUUGACCCCACUCUCUACUAUAAUGAAAUAAAUCAUGUUACAUUCAAGUUUGAAUUAAUUUAACUAUUUAAUAACUCAGGGAAAUGGACACUCUUGUGAAAUGCAUUUUAAAAAUUACAUUUUGUUUACACAAUUUUAAUGUGCAUGGUUUUGAACUUUAAAAAUCGAAUAUCUCAAAACAACAAAAAUGUGACUCUGCCGUUUUUUCCCUUGUGGUCUUCAUAUGUAAUUGUUAAAUAAUUUAAAGAAUUUUUAUCCAUUCCAAUAGCGUCUUAUUUUUCCUUGGGUGUCUGUUGCAGUGCAGUAUGUGCCAAAAGUAACUGCUGAAAUUUCCACAUCUUUAACUUAUGUGUUUGUCAACGUUUCAUAUUUCCAGCCUGCAUGUGUUCUCAGUCGUGAAGAGAAAUAAAUGUUUGGCAUUUGUUGCAACUGGGGGCUCUUGAUGGAGAAAAAUAUAUUCAUAGCUGAUCAUUAUUUUCGCUCGUACGAAAGUGAUGAAGUGAUUGUAAUGGGGACAAAUAACGUGACAGAACAAUUCAAAGACAGGUUUAAAAGAUGGCGCGCGUAAUGUGUCAAUGAGGAAAUCUGGUCGAACUGUAGGUUUUUCAAUAAUGAUAAUCAUCCCUGUUUUCUCCAGAAAGUGUUCCGUUCGCUCCUACGAAGUCUUUGAGGAACAUGUAACAAACUGAACAUCUGCAGUAUGUCUUUUCACCAUUGUUUAAGGACGUGCAUUUUCGUACCAAAUACUGGUCAAUGUAUGGGGGAGCCAAAUAUGCAAUCUGGGAUAAUGUAUUUCUGUCUAUGGUGAAAGAUGACCCAGAGUCUUACAUGAAUAACUGGUUCUGUUACAAAAGUCACAUACACUUACAGAUCAACCAGUCUUUUUCCUUCUGAUAACCUUUCCAUAAUCAUUUAAUUUGGUGAAUUCUUUUUUUUUUAAAUCUCUCUCACAGUUGUUCAAACACUGUCACCAUUUACAUUCACUAACUUAUGAACAAAGAUAUUGCUCAUAUAUUAAUACUUUUUUUCUCUGUGGAGAUACCCAUUUCCAAAAACUGCUCAACAUGUUAGACUCUACACUUUUCUACUCUGUGGCUGGAGCUAUGUACCGCUGUUCACAAACGGAAGUACACGUUCAAGAUGUGGGAGUUUCAGUACGACUAGUUUUGGAGCAUACUGUAUUUAUUAAUAAUCAAUAAUAAUCGGCAUCCUUCCGUCUCGUGAGACGAUGGUGCAUCACCGUUUGGUUGGGUUGCAUUUUCUCGAGUGGCUGUGCAGUCCUAUCCUUGAGUGACAGUCUUUACCACAGUUUUUACACACGAGUUCCGUGCUUCUAAAUGUUUUGGCCUUUCUCCUAGCUCUUCUGUCUGCAGCCUCUUCCAUUCUUCGCUCCUCGGCUAACAUGACGCCCUCUUUGACAACUGUGCGCCACGUAGAUCGGUCUUUUGCCUUACACUCCCAGUCACUUGUAUGUAUUUUGGCUGCUUUCAUGUCCCUUUGACAGACAUCUUUAAAUCGCAGACGUGGGCGACCUGUUUUCCUCUUUCCCGAAGCAAGUUCACCAUAUAGGAGGUCUUUCGGAAUGCGGCCGGGACUCAUUCUUUUAACAUGACCUAGCCAUCUCAGGCGUCUUUCACUAAGGAUUGUGAACAUGCUUUGGGUAUUCGCACGCAUUAGGACCUCACUAUUAGUCACUUUUUCUUGCCAUUUAAUACCAAGGAUGCGACGCAGGCAUCUCAUAUGGAAGCUAUUAAGCUUGCGCUCUUGGGAUGUAUAGGUGGUCCAUGUCUCGCUCCCGUAUAGUAGUGUACUGAUGACACAAGCUCGAUAGACGCACAGUUUGGUUUUCUCCGUUAGCUUGGUGUUUUGCCAGACCCGUUUAUUUAGUUUAGCCAUUGUGGCAGCUGCCUUGCCGAUUCUGCUGUUAAUUUCUUCUUCAAUGGACAGUGUAUUGGAGACCUUGGACCCCAAGUAGGUGAAGCUGUCCACAACCUCCAAGUUUUCAUUAUCGAUUUUUAUGUUAGGUGGAGGUCGAGUGUCUUGGGCCAUGAUGUUUGUCUUUUUCAAGCUGAUUUGCAGACCAAAUUCUUUCAGGCAUUGGAGAAGCUUGACACGAGUUGUUGCAAACCAAUUUCUGUGUGUGCUGUUAGUGCCGCAUCAUCCGCAAAUAGUAGCUCGCGAAUUAGGACAUCUGUCGUUUUGGUCUUGGCUCGGAGGCGGGCAGUGUUGAAAAGUCCUCCAUCAGCUCUGGUGUGUAACCAGAUUCCCUCACUGCUAUCCUUGAAUGCGUAUCGGAGUAGUACAGAGAAGAAUAUUGCGAACAGUGUUGGUGCGAGUACACAACCUUGUUUAACUCCGCUGCUGACUGGAAAGGCUUCUGACUUGGCUCCAUCGAACUGCACUGUAUUUAUUAAAUUUAUAGUUACCAAACGCAGUGCUGAAGUGAUAGAGCGUUUCAGAACGAAGUUUGCACAGGCAAUGGGCAGACAACACGACCGCCAGCGGCAUCUCUUCAAAUCUGCCCACUCCUAGCAAACAAGACACAAAUGCGCACCGAGCAUUGCCCCAAAUGCACAUACUUCUGGCGGCUGGACAACUACAGGGAUCCUACCUGCCGGAAUUGCAGCCUGGUCCCGGAGACACGAGCGCACCUGUUGACCGAAUGUCCCUCACUAGAUGUCCUGGGGGAAGCCAGGGCGGUUGGAGAACCCUUUGUGAGGAAAAUUUUGUAUGGCUCAGCAGAUGGAGCUGGUGGUCAAUUUACUAGCCGGGGUCUUAAGAGAGUAAUCUCAGACCUUCAACAGAAUAUGUGUGUUAGUUAGUUUGACAAGUUUAAACUACUAUCAGAGUUUAGUAGGACUCUGGGUUCUUAAAAAUUUAAGUCUCAUUGUAUACAGUGACCAUAGCGUUGAGGGUGAGCGCACUGGGAUCAUGAUUUGGAUCAUGAUGUGUGAGUUGUAAUAUUAUGUUUAGAUAUUAUUUGGGGGUGAUAAACAAAUGAGUAGUGAUAAAGAGUUAGUGUAAACAGAAGUUAAGUCAGUUCUUAUUAGUCCCAGUAUAGUUUUCUCACACUGAUUUUGGUUUCUAGUUGAUCCUCAGUGUUCCUGAAUGUUGAAUGUUAGUUCAUGGUCAUGAACUCAGGUUGGCGUCAGCCAUCUUGUUAACUAUGAAAGUGUUUUUAGCUAUUGCUAGUGUUUUAGACCCCUAGUCAGAAGUAUUUAAGGGGUCGGUCAGGACCUCAACCAGAGAUCCAUAACAGUCAUACACUUUAAAAAAAGUGUACUUAAAGAAGUGUUGGCAAAACAGUAAGAUUGCUUGUCCAUGUCAUGCCAUUAAAUUUUUUGUACUUUUUUUUUCUUAAGGAGAUGCUAAUUUAUGAUCCAGCUCAAAGAAUACCCGCAAAGGAUAUUUUGGAACAUCCAUAUUUUAAUGAUUUGGAAAAAAAGACUCUUCCAGCAAAAAAUUUUACACCCAUGGAGAUGUAUGAUUAAUGUUUUUGAGUAGUAAACAAUGUAUAUUUUUCAAAAUCUGCUCUCAACUGAACCUGUAUCCAUUUUAAUGCUGGAAAUCUUUUUCUGCCUCUUCCCUUUGUCUGGGUUAUGAAAGUUGUGAGAUUGCUUUACUCUUUUCCUUUAAUUUUAUGUAAAAUUUGUUCUACUAAAAAAAUAUGCUGAAAAUGGAAUAACUAAAUAAAUAUUGUAUGUAAUAUAUCAAUAUCAUGUCUCUGUACCUACAUUUUGUCUCAUUGUGUUGAAAAUGUGAUGUUAUUAUAUUGAGGUAUCCAUUCUAAUUUUGCCAGGUUAGUGUAUAUGAUGACCAUGUUGCUAUAAAUGACAUUCUUUCUAUUAGGUUCAAAUGAACCAAAUUGUACAAUAAAAGAACUAAGGUUCCAUCAGCAUUCAUUUAGAGUAGAUUUUUGAAAGUCACCAAUUAAGCUUUCAAUAAUAAAGAAAAUGAAAUAAUGUCACAAUUAGUAUUUUUUUUAUACCUUGAAAUAGAUUCUGUGCAUAUUGUAUAUUAUGCUGAUUUUUUGUUGGAUGUACAAAAUUACUACCAGAAUAUUAAACAUCAAUAAUUAUAUAAAUUA